This is a messenger RNA of Cylicocyclus nassatus, 399 nucleotides long. The record is from the annotation of a GenBank genome assembly. NCBI's taxonomy places the organism in Eukaryota, Metazoa, Nematoda, Chromadorea, Rhabditida, Strongylidae.
CAAAUAAAACUAGCUGUAUAAGAAAACAGAGCUUGUGCCCACUGCAAAUUCUAGAACUUCGCAGCCUGUGAAGAAAAGCACUUCGCUUUCUACGAACAUGAUUCUAUUCCUGAUUAGUUUUCUGCUAUUUCCCAUCUUUACAACAAGUGCCGAAAAGAUAACCGUAGGCGAAAAGAGCAUAACUAUAAAUAUGGGCAAAUGUGUUCAGCCCAAGUGCGGGUGCGGAAGAAGGUGUCUGGAAGAGGGAUUCUUAGGAUCAAGAUGUGAAGCCGUGUGCAAAUGCCGUAAUCCUUUCUAAAAAAUAAGACAUUGAACAUGUAUGCUUGCAAAGCACAUUUACGAAUGUCUCCUAUUUUGUGCAUGAAUUUUGUAAUUUUUGCACAAUAAAGCAGUUUCAGC